This is a messenger RNA of Syngnathoides biaculeatus (alligator pipefish), 5911 nucleotides long. RefSeq names its product BR serine/threonine kinase 1b (gene brsk1b). NCBI's taxonomy places the organism in Eukaryota, Metazoa, Chordata, Actinopteri, Syngnathiformes, Syngnathidae. Gene Ontology annotation, cellular component: cytoplasm. The coding region runs from base 47 to 2623 and encodes 858 amino acids. The transcript has 20 exons. Gene Ontology annotation, biological process: microtubule cytoskeleton organization; protein phosphorylation; intracellular signal transduction. Gene Ontology annotation, molecular function: tau-protein kinase activity; ATP binding; protein serine/threonine kinase activity. The record is from RefSeq and is a predicted model, not a curated record.
CUGCAUUGCGAGUGGGAAUCUGCUAAUUCGUCUGUAAUUUAGUGCAAUGUCGGGCAAGAUGAGCAGCAAGGAGCUGGGCCAGUCCAACCAGUAUGUGGGGCCUUACCGGCUGGAGAAGACCCUCGGCAAGGGACAAACUGGACUGGUGAAGUUAGGUGUCCACUGUAUAACUGGACAGAAAGUGGCCAUAAAGAUUGUCAACAGAGAAAAACUGUCAGAAUCUGUUCUCAUGAAGGUGGAGAGAGAAAUAGCUAUUCUAAAACUAAUUGAGCAUCCUCAUGUUCUGAAGCUGCAUGAUGUCUAUGAAAAUAACAAGUAUCUGUACCUGGUGUUGGAGCAUGUGUCUGGUGGGGAGCUCUUUGACUACCUGGUGAAAAAGGGCAGGUUGACCCCCAAAGAGGCCAGGAAGUUCUUCAGACAGAUCAUCUCCGCUCUGGACUUCUGCCACAGCUACUCCAUAUGUCACAGAGACUUGAAGCCUGAGAAUCUUCUCCUGGAUGAGAAGAACAACAUCAGGAUAGCAGAUUUUGGCAUGGCCUCACUACAGGUUGGGGACAGUCUCCUUGAAACGAGUUGUGGAUCCCCACAUUAUGCUUGCCCUGAAGUAAUAAGGGGUGAGAAGUAUGAUGGCCGUAGGGCAGAUGUCUGGAGUUGCGGAGUCAUCCUUUUUGCACUUCUUGUGGGUGCUUUGCCGUUUGAUCACGACAACCUACGGCAGCUUCUUGAAAAGGUGAAAAGUGGAGUAUUCCAUAUGCCCCACUUUAUACCACCUGACUGUCAGGCGUUGCUCAAAGGAAUGAUAGAAGUCAACGCUGACAAAAGACUCACACUAGAAGCAAUACAAACCCAUGCCUGGUACCAGAGUGGUCGGAACGAGCCGUGCCCUGAGCAACCCCCUCCCCGUCGUGUAUGUGUGACGAGGGUGCUGUCGCUGACGGACCUGGACCCAGAUGUCUUGGAAAGCAUGUACUCUUUAGGGUGCUUCCGGGAUCGGGUCAAACUCACACGGGACCUUACAAGUGAGGAAGAGAACCAGGAAAAGAUGAUUUACUACCUCCUGUUGGACAGAAAGGAACGCUAUCCCAGCUAUGAGGAUGAGGAUCUGCCACCGAGAAAUGACGCUGACCCACCUCGGAAGCGUGUGGACUCACCCAUGUUGACCCGACAUGGCCGCUGUAGACCAGAGAGGAAGAGUCUGGAAGUUCUCAGUGUCACUGAACAGGGCUCUCCUACCCCACCCCGCAGGAACCUGGACACUAAUGCACACAGCCAAAGGUCUCGUUCAGUGAGCGGAGCGUCCACAGGUCUGUCUUCUAGUCCUCUCAGCAGUCCCAGGAGCCCGGUCUUCACUUUCAGCCAAUCAGAAGUCACCUCAACUUCCUCCACUAAAGAUCCCAAAGCAGCGACUGCAACCGCUCCUCGGCCCGUCCGCCCUACGCCCGACCCAAAAACUCAGACCCUGCCAUCAAAAGGCCCCACUGACCGUCCCCAUCUUAACUCCAUGAAGUCCCUCCCUCUUCAGACCCCUCGCACUCCAUCACCAUCCCCCUCUCCUCUUCUCUCUCCCAUCCCACGCUUUUUCAACUUCCCUUCUCCAUCUGUCUUCAAGUCCAAAAAUGCCCACUCAUCCACUAACUCCUCUGCCACCACUCCUGUGUCGCAGGUCACACCACAAGGCUCACCUCUCCCCACCCCGUUGGGCACACCUGUACACCAAAUCCAACACCCUUCCUCCACAACCCCUCCCUCUUCUUCCUCCUCAUCUUCUUCUCCCAGAGGGGAUGGGUCUGGAGGGGCUUCUCUGUCACUGACACCGCCCUCCAGCCCAGGUAGCAGCGGCGGCUUGGCCUCCUCCAGCUCCGCCCACUGGAGAACAAGGCUCAACUCUUUCAAAAACAACCUGCUGGGGUCGCCACGCUUUCACCGCCGCAAACUCCAAGUCCCAACAUCAGAGGACAUGUCCAGUUUGACUCCAGAGUCCAGUCCAGAACUGGCAAAGCGGUCCUGGUUUGGAAAUUUUAUCAGCCUCGAAAAAGAGGAGCAAAUCUUUGUUUUGAUUAGAGACAAACCCCUCAGCUCUAUAAAGGCCGACAUUGUCCAUGCAUUUCUCUCUAUCCCUUCCCUCGGUCACAGCGUUGUGUCUCAAAACAGUUUCCGGGCAGAGUACAAGUCGUCUGGUGGCCCCUCUGUCUUCCAGAAGCCUGUCAAGUUCCAAGUUGACAUUGCUUUCUCAGAAGGAGAUAGAGAGCUGGAAAGGGAGCGAGCAGAGAGGGAAGGCAGAAGAGCAUUCGGCAUAUACAGCGUCACCUUCACCCUAAUAACGGGUCCUAGUCGCAGAUUCAAGAGGGUGGUAGAAACCAUUCAAGCCCAACUCCUUAGUACUCAUGAUCAGCCUUCUGUGCAGGCACUGGCUGAUGAGAAGAACGGCAAACCCUCUCGCCAGCUCAGCACACCUCCACAUCAGAAUUCUGAGAGUGGGUCGGAUCGGUGCGAGAAGGAACGUGCAGUGGACGCGGCGAGUGGGAGCGGCAACAAUAGCGGCAGCAUCUUACAGAGGCAAGGGUCAGGGAAAGACAAGACCAGACUUCUCUCGACAUCCAAUGGGACACAGUCACACCCAUGAAAAGAAUGCUUUGACGACCAGGCAGGAUAUCUCCUCUGUCCUUUAUUCUACUCACAUCCUUUCAAUCCUGUUUUCCUCCUAUCUGCCUUGCUAUUUGGCCGUCCGUCCAGUAGCGACAGAUUGGAAAAGGGAAAAGGUUUUUACUUCAUGCUCAGUGGAUGACCUGAUCUUUUCUCAGUCCUCAAGGACAAGUCGGAAGCAAGAUUCCCCACCCUGCCCCUCCAAAAAAAUCCCACCUUAGCAGAAAAUUUCACAAGAGAAACACUUUCACUCGCAAGCAAAGAAAGCACAUGACCUGCUCACUAAUGUAUUGGAUGCUUCACAUAAUUCACACGGCUGCAAUCAUUUGAUUAACAUCCAGUGACGGAGCAUCUCAAGACGUCUUCAUUAUCAUCUCCUGUUUUCAUGAACGCUCCUCAACAUUACUUUGCACCGAACUAACAUGAUGAGUCAAAAGAUGUUAUGGAAUGUCCAUUUAAAAUGAGCAAAAAAAAAGUUUUCUUGAGAAAUGGAGAACAUGAUGGGUCUGGUCUUUAUUGAUAAGUAAAGCGAUGCUGUAUUUUAGCAAAAACAAAGUGAAAUCACUGGUGAAAACACAAAGACAUCACAGAGGUUGGAUGUGAUGGAACGGGUUUGUAAUGUUACCCUUCAAAUACUGGAUGUAACCCGUUUAUCAAAAAUAAGCCCCACUUAUGCAUCUUGUCCUCGAGUGUAUGAGAUGCAUUAAGUCUCACAAUUAUUUCUGAAUUAUAAUGAGAAACGCUACGAUACCGUAUUGCCUUUAACGGAGGAGAAAUAGUGGAUCGCCAUUUAGAUUUAUCCCCAUUUUCCACUCACGACGCACACCCACAUAAAGAGUCCCUCAAACAAAAAGCCUGUUAGAUGCUACAGAGAAAGAGACAAAUCAUAACGGAUCACAACAGGUAAUUGAAGGACAACAAAAGUAGCAGAAAGCAUCAUCAAUCAAUUUAGAGAUGACAAUGAAAGUUAUUUUAUCUCGUUUUAUUGUCUUGUUGUUUAAAUACGAGAUUACCUGGUUGUAGGUGUCAUCAUAUGAUGGACAUCAACAUACUUGUGCUUCAUUUUCACUGUAGUUUGCCCUUUAUGUGUAUUGUGAUUCCAGCAGUGACCUAAAUCCACAGCCCCUGUUGCACAGCCAAAUCAAUUCUUACCUUCAGACGCGAUGACGUUGGUCUCUCGUGGAAACAAGUUCAAGUUCCCGAGAGUCUGACAAACACAUAAUAACUUAUCGUGGCUUUUAAUAGCAGCUUUAUUUUCAAGAAACAAAGAAAAAAGACAACCGAACGAAAGACUUCCAUGAUGCUCACAGUACAUCCGCUGUGACUGCUGGUUGUCAACAUAAAGAAGUUUAAAAAAAAUAAUUUUCAAAUUGGCUUAUUCAGCCACCAUUUGAAAAUAGAUAUUUUGCAACUAUAAUUACAUUUUAAUGGCGAGCUACAACAGCCAGUGAGUGUAGCUUUAUUUAAACGUGUCUGUUUUUAUUUUAUUGUUCUACCAGAUGGUAUGUUAUUGUAUUUUUCUGUUCCUCAUAGUUAUGUUAUUUACUGAAAUAUUUUACAAAAACUAAAUAAUACUAAAUGGUUUGAUUGAAUUAAACUGCCAAGACUUCAAACAAAUGUUGACAGUCAUUGCUUUACAGUUGUGACGGAGAGGGUUAAUGAUGGUAAACCAGAAAUACUUUCUAUAAAGAAAGAAAAUACUGUAAAUGAAGUAGUAUCCACAUUCAGCAUCCUGAAUAAAAAUGCUGAGUAAUGAGAAAUUCAGAAACCAUCAAAAACCUUUUUUUUUUUUAAAUAAUAUGAUUCUAAACAUGAAAUGACAAUGACAAAUAAUGUAUUGCUUGCAAAGGGCAAAAAAAUCAUAAAAAAAAACAAAUGUAAAACACAUUGAUUGUGAAGUAUCUGUCAUAAAAAUGCUGCACAUGGGUUGCUUAGAAGAGGAAAUGCAAUAGUAAAUUCAAGGCACAUGUAAAGAAUGAUUGUUUUCCUUUUUUGUACUGUACUCUGGUCUUUCAGUGUUUUCAUUCCACCAGCAAAAUAGGCAGUAUCAACAGGAAUGUUUAUCAUUUUAAAUAUUUAUUGUAUUUAUUUUUUCCAAUUAUGUAUUUACAGUAUGUAUUAGUUGACCUUAUGAUGCUCUUUUACUGACCAUUGUAGCUCUUAAAAUUGUGAAAAUUAAUGCUGCAAAAACACUUUCCAGCUUUAUAAUGUUGCGUUAUUUUGAACCCACAUUCUGUCCAUUUGUUAUUGUUUACUAUCAUUUGCUACAACUUACGCCUCCAAAGAUAAAAAUCCCACCGAUAUACGACAAGAGGUAACCUAAAGAUUUUUGUUCUUUUUUUUUUUUCUUUUUAAUCUAUUGUUGUCUUUGACAUUCUUGGCAAAAGAGAGCACGAGCGACUGUAUGUUUCUGGAAUGUAAAGAAAAUUAGUGCAUAUGUGCAUGUAACACUGUUUGAAUCACAGCCACGCCACUUGAGAAAAAAUUAAACAUAAUUUGUAGCUACACUAUAGCAAAGUAUUGCAGCGGUCCUUCAGUCCUCCCAAAAAUAUCGAUUGAGGUGUUUUAAUUUUAUUGGUUUAAAUAAACAUUUUGGUGUAUGAGAUGAAUACAUGCAAUCGCCACAUGUUGAUAUUUGCGUUGAGCUCAAAGGUUUGAAAUCCCGUGCGGCUCACAAUGCCACGUUGUGACUGCUGAAUUAUAUUUGUUUCUUUCUGCUUAUUGAUUGAAAAUAACACUGACAUGCAUACACAUUACUAAUGAGCUUGCUUUUAUUUUUUUACUUUUCAUGCACUGAAUGGAGAAACAUGACAUAGUCAAUGAAAACUGUCAUUGUUUUCCAUAUAUUUUUUAAGGUAUUCCAGACCUAAUUCAACACAAUCACUUUCUCUUUUUAAAAAGCUUUUACUUCUUCUCCCAUACUAAGCUAAAAAGGUAAGCUUUGAAAAUUGUGGCCCACCCAGUUUAAAGGUUGUAGUGUCAGAAAUGUUAAUACAUAUACACAUGAACAGAAAUGAGAGAGAUGAUAUCAAGUCAGAAUGCAUGACAACUAUUGAAAACAACAAUCCAUCCUCAACCCAUCAGUCAUCUCACCUCACCCUUUGUCAUUUAAUCGAUCCUUCCCUUUGUACACAUUUUACACUGAUAACUUUGAUGCAGAUGCACACUAUACGCCUUUGUCUGUCUCCAUUGUAUGCCAUCUGUUUCCAUGUAGCGUUCUUUGUCUUUGAUCGACACUGUAGUCGCCAUAAAAUGUUCUCCCUCAUUA